AUGCCUGUUGCAAUGACUCCCGCGCCUUCCUCUGAGCUUCUCCUGCCCGAGUACGUUUUCUACCUCUUGCUUCUUGCCGUUGACGACGGGUCUGAUGACAAAAAGCUUAACGGUCGACAGUGGGACGCCUACAACUCCCGAUGUGCCCACUCCCAUCCUGAAAUUGGCUCGGGAGAGUUCCAAGUCGUCACUACGCAGGUCAAAGUCAAAGUCAUCCAAUCGCCGACACCACCGCGAUCGUGA
Molecule: messenger RNA, 243 nt
Organism: Coprinopsis cinerea okayama7#130
Lineage: Eukaryota; Fungi; Basidiomycota; Agaricomycetes; Agaricales; Psathyrellaceae
Exons: 1
Coding region: 1-243 (80 amino acids)
Source: RefSeq, a predicted model, not a curated record